ACCGUUUCUUUCCCUCCAAUGUCAUGACGUUUCUGAGUUAUUGGGGAACGGGUUAGACGUUUUUUUUUUUGUGGAAAUGCGGGGAGAAAAAGAUCGAAGGGGGAGGGGGGCGAGGAUUGCGGCCAAGCUGAGAGCGGGCCGAAUGGUCCCCGCGUUGAUCUGAUCGCCAUUCGCGGCGGGGCACCGUUAUCAGUCGGCGGACAGCCAGACAGACAGACAGACCGACCGACCUGCACAGUCCGCAGUGACGAAGUUCAGAGCCUUGUGUUGAGAAACCAAACAGAUCGCGGCUCCAGCACCAACUCGCCCACUAGCCAUGGAAGCUCAGAUCCAGAGGAAGACUUUGGUGGAUAAAUGCAAACUGAAGAACAGCUGGAUCAAAGAAGGGCUCGCCGAAUUUCUGGGGACAUUUAUUCUAAUCUUGUUUGGUUGCGGAUCUAUAGCUCAGUCAGUGCUGAGCAGAGGAACGAGUGGCAAUAUGUUGACCUCUUCUAUUGGUUUUCCAUUUGGAGUUACCAUCGGUGCUUAUGCGACAAUAGGGGUGUCAGGGGCGCACCUGAAUCCUGCAAUUUCGCUGUCAAUGUGUGUACUGGGCCGGCUUCAGUGGUUGAAACUUCCCAUCUACUGCACUGCUCAGCUCAUAGGAGCUUUUAUUGGUUCCGCAGCAGUAUUUGGCCUUUAUUAUGAUGCCUUCAUGAGUUAUGAUGGCGGAAACUUGACAAUCACCGGUCAAAAUGCAACUGCACACAUCUUCUCCUCUUAUCCUGCUCCACAUCUAUCCUUUGCAAAUGGAUUUGCGGACCAGAUUGUGGGCACGGCCGCUCUACUUUUCUCCAUUUUGGCCAUUUUGGACUCCAAGAACGAUCGUGUGCCCAAGGGUCUGGAGCCGGUGGUGAUCGGUCUGAUCCUCAUGGUGAUCGGACUAUCGAUGGGCUACAACUGCGGUGGUCCCAUCAACCCAGCACGUGACCUGGGUCCUCGGCUCUUCACUGCUGUGGCCGGAUGGGGAUUUGAGGUUUUCAGAGCUGGUAAUGGCUGGUGGUGGGUCCCUGUCAUUGCGCCUUUCAUCGGGGGAGUCCUGGGCACUGCCAUUUACGUUCUGUUCAUUGAACUACAUCACAAAGAGACGGUCUUGGAGGAGGCCCGGUGCGUUAAAGAACAGCAGGCGGAGGGGAAAACAAAAUAUGAAAUGAUUGAUAUACAGUGUAACAAAUAACGCAGAAUAUCAAAUGAAGAGCCAAAUACCAGAGUUGAAUUCUGGGCCUGUGAAGAAAAUGUAAAUUAAUUACAAAGGGUUUUUUUAAAUUAUUAUUCUCCUGACAAAUGACCUAUAGGAUGACGGUUAUAAUUUUAUUGGUAGGGGAUUGUUAACAAUUAUGCAAAUAAUUUUAUAUUGUGCAAUUGAGAGGUUGUUUAAUGUCUAUAUAUAGAAUUAUGUGCAAUAUCUAAUUUAUUUUACAAGUGGGUAACUCAUGAUUAACAAAAGUCCUGAAUAAGGUAGGAGCAUACUUGCUGUGCGCAGGACUUUAGAACUCAUUGAUCUUAACAAGCUUAAUUAGCUGCUUUGGAAGGGGAGAUGGUCCAUUACGUGACCUUGGUCUGUGUACUCUACUAAUGUCACCCAUACACAUUUACUUAUAUAUUUCAGUAUACAGCUUGCACUUAGCCUGAUGUCACAGGGAUGAUUAACAUUAUUCGGGAAGUCACACCACCGCACAAAGAGGUGGCGUGUCAAUUGCGUUACUAAUGAGUGUGUAACACGAAGGUACUUAAGGAAAUACCAUGUAUUAUAAAGAUGAAUUUACAUUUG
Molecule: messenger RNA, 1810 nt
Organism: Amblyraja radiata (thorny skate)
Lineage: Eukaryota; Metazoa; Chordata; Chondrichthyes; Rajiformes; Rajidae
Gene: aqp9b
Product: aquaporin 9b
Exons: 6
Coding region: 317-1216 (299 amino acids)
Biological process (GO): glycerol transmembrane transport; water transport
Cellular component (GO): basolateral plasma membrane; plasma membrane
Molecular function (GO): water channel activity; urea transmembrane transporter activity; glycerol channel activity
Source: RefSeq, a predicted model, not a curated record